AUGGCUGAGCGGGUGCUGGUGAUCGGCAGUGGCGGCAGAGAGCACGCCCUGGCCUGGAAGCUGGCCCAGUCCCCACACGUCAAACACGUGUUUGUGGCUCCAGGAAACGCAGGGACAGCUGACAAUGGGAAAAUCUCCAACUCAGCUGUAUUAGUGAGCAAUCACACUAUUGUUACCCAGUUCUGCAAAGAUCAUAACAUUGGGCUUGUGUUAGUUGGCCCAGAAGCUCUCUUGGCAGCUGGCAUCGCCGAUGACCUGCGGGCAGCAGGAGUCCGGUGCCUGGGGCCCUGUGCCAGGGCAGCCCAGCUGGCCUCCCACAGCAGCUCCAGCAGAGCCUUCCUGCAGCGCCACGGGCUCCCCACGGCGCGCUGGAGAGCCUUCAGCAGCCCGCAGGAGGCCUGCAGGUUCAUCACCAGCACAGACUUCCCUGCACGGGUGGUGCGGGCACGGGGCCCAGCGGCCAGGAGAGAAGUGACCAUUGCAGCCAGCAAGGAGGAGGCCUGCAGAGCUGUCCAGGAGAUUCUGCAGGACAGAAUGUUUGGAGAGAUGGUUGUUAUUGAAGAACUGCUCCAAGGGGAAGAACUUUCUUGCUCCUGCUUCACCGACGGUGUCACCGUGGCCUCUCUGCCCCCGGCCCAGCCCCACAAGCGGCUGCAGGACGGGGAGCGCGGCCCCAGCACGGCGGGGAUGGGCGCCUAUUGCCCCGUGCCCCAGGUUCCAGAAGCUCUUCUAGAGCAAAUCAGGGGUUCAAUCCUCCAGCACAUCGUGGAAAGCUUGAGACAAGAAGGAGCAGCCUAUGUAGGUGUGCUGCAAACAGGUUUGAUGCUGACCGAAGAGGGGGUGAAGAUUUUAAACUUUAAAUGCCAGUUUGGGGAUCCCCAGUGUCAGGUAAUUCUCCCUCUGCUUAAAAAUGAUUUUUAUGAAGUGAUCCAAGCAACAAUUGAUGGCAAACUCAGCAGCUGCAUGCCAGCCUGGUCAGAGAACAGAACUGCUGUGUGUGUGGUCAUGGCCAGCCCAGGAUACCCAGGAGACUCUGAAAAAGGCAUGGAGGUCACAGGGCUUCUGCAGGCCCAGCAGCUGGGGCUGCAGGUGUUCCACGGGGGCACAGCGCUGAAGGAUGGCAGGGUGGUGACAAGUGGUGGCAGAGUCCUGUCUGUCACUGCCGUCCGGCAGGACCUGCUGGAAGCCGUGGGAGAAGCCAACAGGGGUGUGGCCACCAUCCACUUCCAGGGGGCCACCUUCAGGAGGGACAUUGGGCACCGGGGCCUGCGGCUGCUGCAGCAGCCCCUGGCCCUGGUGUACAAGGACAGACCCGUGGCAGCUGGAACCAGCGGUGUUUGGAGCCAUCUGCCACAAACAUCAGCUCUGAGAGGCACCAGGGCAGGAGGUCGCUCAGAAGGAGGAGGCUUUGCUGCUUUCUUUGACCUGAAGGCGUCUGGAUAUGAGGAUCCCAUCCUGGUGUCCCAGACCAAGGGCCUUGGACCCAAACUCCAGGUUGCCCAGGUCUGUAAAAGACACGACACCAUCGGGCAGGACCUGGUGGCCCUGUGUGUCAAUGACCUCCUGGCCCAGGGGGCCGAGCCCCUCUUCUUCCUCACUCAUUUGACCUGUGGCAAACUGGACACUGAAGUGCUGGAAACAAUCAAAGAAGGAAUAGCUGAGGCUUGCAGGAGUGCAGGGUGUGCUUUCCUGGGCGCGGAGGUGACGGAGGCGGCGGCCCCGUGUCCCCCGGGGCGCUGUGACCUGGCCGGGUUCGCGGUGGGCGCGGUGGAGCGGGGGCAGCGCCCGCCGGGGCUGCGCAGAGCCGAGGAGGGGGACGCGCUGCUGGGGCUGGGCUGUGCCAGCAUCCCCGGCUGCGCCUUCGGCGUCGUGCGCAGGAUCCUCCUGACAUCCUCCCUGCACUGCUCCUCGCCGGCCCCGGGCACCUGCGGGGGCACCACUCUGGGAGAUGUUCUGCUGACCCCAGGGAAGAUGUUCAGCCCUGCUCUGCUGCCCGUCCUUCGCUCGGGGCACGUCAAGGGCUUUGCCCCCACGGCCGAGGGGCUCCUGGGGGGCAUCUCCAGGCUCCUGCCCGAGCACCUCAGCGCCAUCCUGGAUGCUCUCAGCUGGAAGAUGCCUGAAAUCUUUGGCUGGCUCUACAAGGAGGGAAACCUCUCUGCAGAGGAGAUGGCUCAGACCUUCCCCUGUGGCCUCGGGGCCGUCCUGGUGGUGCAGAAGGAGCUGGCCCAGCACGUUCUCCAGGACAUCCAGAGGCAGCAGGAGGCCUGGCUGGUUGGGAAGGUGGUUGCCCCUUGUCACACAGGUUCUCACGUUGAGGUGGAGAAUCUUGCUGAGGCCCUGCAGCUGAGCUGCCCCCAGCAGCCGCCGGGCGACAGCGCCGCCGAGAGCCCCGGGAGGAGGAAGGUGAAGGUGGCUGUUCUUGUCUCUGGAGCAGGCAGGGCGCUGCCGGCGCUGAUCGGCUCCGCGCGGGAGCGCGGCAGCAGCGCCCGCCUGGUGCUGCUCAUCUCCAACCGGCCCGGCGUGCCCGAGCUGCGCUGCGCCGCCCGCGCCGGCAUCCCCACAAGGGUGAUUGAUCACAAAUUGUACGGGAGCCGCUCGGAAUUCGACAGCACCAUUGACCGGGUCCUGGAGGAAUUCUCCGUGGAGCUGAUCUGCCUGUCAGGAUUCAGCAGAGUUCUGUCCGGCCCCUUUCUCCGAAAAUGGAAAGGGAAAAUUUUGAAUGCUUCUCCAUCACUUUUCCCACUCACCAAGGAUGGAAAUGCCCAUCAAGAGCCCCUGGAAAGUGGAUUCAAAGUUGCAGGCUGCACUGUGCAUUUCGUCCUGCCCCUUCCCCUUCCGCAGCGCUGCGGGCCCUGCCGAGCCCCGUGUGCCCGCAGGAGGAGCCGGGCGCCGCGGCCGCCAUCCGCCGGGAGCCGCUGGCGGGCGGCGCGGGGGCUGCGCUGGAGGAGCGGCUGCGGGAGGCCGAGCUCCGGGCCUUCCCCCCGGCCCUGCAGCUCGUGGCCAGCGGCGCCGUGUGGCUGGGAGCCCAUGGAAGAACCUGCUGGAGGCGGGAGAGCCAAAGGCCGGGCCCGCAGGAGGAGCAGGGAGCGGCCACGGAGGAGCUGGAGGGGCUGUGGGCAGGGCCCUGAGGGGCUCUGCUCGCGUCCCCUCCUCUUCCCUUCUCCCCAUGUGCUUCUCUUGGAUGUAUCCGUAUCCCAAGCUUCCAUUCCCAGCCUUUUCCCUGAGCUCGCAGCUUUCGUUAAACCCCCUUGGAAAAUCCAGGCUGGUUUGGAAUUCCUUCGUUCUGUUUUUAAACCUGCCAAGGAGAAAAUGUGUUACAUGGACUGGGCUCGAGCUGUAAAACUGAUCUGCUGCUUCCGAGGGGAGUUCACCCUUCCAAGGGCUCCAUUUCAGGGGCAGAGCAGCGGGAGCCUCCCAGAGGAGCCCCAGAGAGGAUCUGCUGCUGCAGGAGUGGGACAGCAAAGCCGUGGAGCUGCCGGAGAGAUCCAGAGGGGCCACGGGGCUGCUCCAGGGCUGGAGCCCCUCUGGAGCCAGGCUGGGAGAGCUGGGGGGGCUCCCCUGGAGAGGAGAAGCUCCAGGGAGAGCUCAGAGCCCCUGCCAGGGCCUGAAGGGGCUCCAGGAGAGCUGCAGAGAGACAAUUGCCAAGGGCUGCAGGGACAGGAGCCAGGGAAUGGCUCCCAGUGCCAGAGGGCAGGGCUGGAUGGGCUCUUGGGAAUCAGGAAUUGUUCCCUGGCAGGGUGGGCAGGCCCUGGCACAGGGUGCCCAGAGCAGCUGUGGCUGCCCCUGCAUCCCUGGCAGUGCCCCAGGCCAGGCUGGACACUGGGGCUGGAGCAGCCGGGGGCAGUGGGAGGUGUCCCUGCCAUGGCAGGGGUGGCACUGGGUGGGCUCUGAGGUCCCUGCACACCCAAACCUGGUGUGACUAUGAAAUCCCAUUUCACAUCAGCCUCUCAUGGCAAAACAUCAGAGUCUGGAUGAAGGUGCCUGUGCUGGAGAUGGGUAUUGGAUUUGGGACAGAUCCUCUCUGCUGGUCUCUCUGGCAGUGAUCCAACAGCUCUGGUCAAUAACGUGAGACUGAUUUCCUGCACAGGCAGUGAUUUCACUCCUCCAAGUCUUUAUUUCCUCUG
Prinia subflava (tawny-flanked prinia) is the source of this 4124-nucleotide messenger RNA. Its product is annotated as trifunctional purine biosynthetic protein adenosine-3-like. The transcript has 21 exons. Gene Ontology annotation, biological process: 'de novo' IMP biosynthetic process; adenine biosynthetic process. The coding region runs from base 1 to 3891 and encodes 1296 amino acids. Lineage: Eukaryota; Metazoa; Chordata; Aves; Passeriformes; Cisticolidae. Gene Ontology annotation, molecular function: phosphoribosylamine-glycine ligase activity; metal ion binding; ATP binding. Gene Ontology annotation, cellular component: cytosol. The record is from RefSeq and is a predicted model, not a curated record.